CGUAACUGCGGAGCGAACGAGCUAGAGGAAGGGAAAAUGGCGGACCUCGAAGACGUAACGCUGGACGGGAGGCCGCUCCAUUCUUUAAGGGUAGCCGAUUUAAAAGCUGCGCUAGAGGAGAGAGGUCUUCCUAAAAGUGGACAGAAAAAUGCUCUUGUCAAGAGACUCAAAGGGGCCCUCAUGCUGGAGAACCUCCAGAGAACCUCCACUCCUCACAUUGGACUGCAGCCAAACUCUCAGAUUGGGGAGGAGAUGAGCCAGAACAGCUUCAUAAAGCAAUAUCUGGCUAAGCAACAGGAACUCUUGCGACAGCGUCUGGAGAGGGAGGCCAGAGAGGCUGCGGAAACUGACGAACAAGAGAAUCUUACAGAAGUCAACAACAGCUCCUCCUGUCCUGCAGACCAGGAUGUCGCACCUGUGUCGGGUGACCAGCCGAAGCCGCUAGUCCCCCCUGAGGGAGAGGCACCAGCAGGCCCAGCAAGCAUGGGAGAUGGGUACAGAGCCAGAGAAGGUCACGUGUCUGGAGGACCACUCGCUCCUUCCUCACCUACCUCUGCCCCCGGUGCCGUCGCCCCAUUGCGUGUUGCUGGUGGCGAGCAGCGACCAGAGAGGGUUCCCACUUCCAGCCAAGUCCCAGAUGAUAGCGAUGACGAUGACAGUGACGGAGGGGAUGAGGACGGUGAGGACGAUGACUGGGACGCGAAUGCCAGGAGGAGGAGGAGUCUCGGAGAGCCGGCAAGAGGCCAGCCUGCAAGAGAGAGGUCUGGAGGAUCCCACCAGCCCCCUCCCCACAUUCCUCAACUGUUGUCCCAACAACUUCGCCAACCCACCCCUCCACCCUCCCCUCCCCCAGAAUUAUCAUUCCCUCUGCCUGAUACUCCCAAACAAAGCCCCCCGAGCCCAGGUGAGCCCCCAGCUAGGCAGCGUACUUCCAGUACCUCCAGCUCUGGCUCCUCAAGCAGUGGCAGCCGUAGCAGCAGCCCAGAGCCACAGAGCGGCCAUGUGGAUCGCAAGCCUGGUCCGCUGACCUUGCUCGCCCGCAAAAUGGAGUCAGAAGGUGCUUUCUCUGGAGCUGGGUGGCACGGACGUGUGGAUGGAGAGAGGCAGGACAGCAGUGCUGCAAAUGCAACGGUGUUUCCUGGCAGAGGUCCUCAAGAGGGCACAGUGUCGGCCAUCACCCAUACUGCCAAUCCUGCAGCAGGCCUGCCCUACUGUAGUAUGAUCCCAGGAAAGAACCAGGGAGUCCUGGGAGUCCAUCUCACCCAUGGUCAAGUCCCUGUGAGUGUUCUAAGGGCCACUGGCAUGGAAGAGAGAGACAUGGAUAGGGAGCAGCAGAUUGAGAGAGAAAGAGAGAUGGCGCUUGAGCAAGAAAGACUUCAAGCCCUGGAGUUGGAAAGACAAGAGAGGCAAAGAUUAUUUGAGCAAGAGCGUGCCAUGGAACAGGAAAGACAGAAAGUUUUGGAGAAAGAGAGGGAGGAGAGAGAGCGAGCUUUGGAGCGAGAGCGAGACGAAAGAGAGAGGCAGGAGCAGGAGAGAGCGUUGCAGCGAGAAAGGGAAGAGAGAGAGAGGGCUUUAGCAAAAGAACGGGAAGAGCGAGAGAAGGCGCUCGCAAGAGAGAGGGCUCUACAGCUGGAGAGAGAGAAGGAGUUGGAGAGGCAGAGAGUCUUGGAGCAAGAGCGUGCUAUGCAGCAAGAAAGAGAGGAGCGAGAAAGAGCUUUGCAAAGAGAGAAGGAGGAAAGGGAGAGAGAACUGCAGUUGGAGAGGGCCAGAGCUUUGGAACUGGAAAGAGAGAAGUUGGCAAGAGCUCUAGAGCAAAAAAGGAUUGAGAAGGAGACAGCCUUGGAAAGAGAGAGGAUGGAGAGGGAGAUGGCAUUGGCCCGUGAGAGGGAGGAAAGAAUGAGAGAGGAGAGAGAAAGGGUUUUGAUGCAAGAGAGAAUGGAGAGGGAGAGGGCACUGGAGCAAGAAAGGAUGGAGAAGGAGAGGGCAUUGGAGCAAGAACGCUUGGACCGAGAGAAGGUUUUAGAGCAAGAAAGGCUGGAGAAGGAGAGGGCUCAGGAGAGAGAGAGGCUGGAAAAGGAGAGGGCUCAGGAGAGAGAGAGGUUGGAGAGGCUGGAGAAGGAAAGAGCUCAGGAGAGAGAGAGACUGGAGAGGCUGGAAAAGGAGAGGGCUCAAGAGCGAGAGAGGCUGGAGAAGGAGAAGGCUCUUGAGAGAGAGAGGCUGGAGAAGGAGAGGGCUCAAGAGCGAGAGAGGCUGGAGAACGAGAAGGCUCUUGAAAGAGAGAGGGAGAUGGAGAAAGAAAAAGACAGGGAAAGAGCUCUGGAACGUGAACGCCAGGAGAUGGAGAGGGCUCUGGAGCAGGAGAAAACCCUGCAGAGAGAAAAGGAGGAGACGGAGAGAGCUGUAGAACAAGAGAAAGAAAGGCUUAAAAUGGCAGAGAGAGAGAGGGAGAGUCAUCUUCCUCCAUGGAAGCGAGGUCGUGAGAUUGGUCUCACCCCCCUGCCCACUCCUCCCCCCCUCUCCACAGGAGCAGGUAGAAUGGCGAAAACAGAGGGAAGAGAACAGGAGGGUGGGGAGCCUGAGGCAACACGGAGGGACAACCAGCCCGCAGACUCUGGUACACCCCUGUCAAGUCUUAAGACACCUCUGUCCCCCCAGUCUUCUUCCAAGAAGUCCCGUUUCUUGAGAGACGCCCCACUUCUUCCCCCUUCUUCCUCUGCGGUCAUCAAAAGGCCUCGUACCUUUUCAGACGGCCCACAUCCUCAGGCCUCUCCCUUCAGCGAGGAAGGGCCCCAGGCUUCUGAGAAGGCAGUGCUCCAGAUGCCUUCCAGACAGGGCGUUCUUGUGUCAGCGCCACCGGUAGCCUACGGGUCUGGGGUUAUCGCCUCGCUGUCCAGUCAUUCUCAUGGAGACAAUACUCAAAUCCUGACAUCAGAGGGGAAUGUCCAAAUGGACAAAGGGGAGACAGAGAAACGUGCACUUGAAGAAAUGGCUAAAAAAGGAAAAGGCGUGGAUGCCGGAAAGAUCCCUUCAAGUCCAGCAGGGGCCAAGCUGCCUCUGUCAUCCCCGCCAGAGGCAGGUGAGGCAGAGCGAAGAAGGGGCAGAGACGAGAAGAGGGAAGAGAAGCGAGGCACGCGUGCUUCCUCAUCCAGUGACUCCUCGUCCUCAGACUCUGAUUCGGGGUCGUCCUCUUCUCGUUCAUCUGGGUCGUCCUCGUCCUCACAGGACAAAGCCCACGCCACUGCCAGUGGUAGAAGGUCUGAGAAACCUCAAAGAAACAGCUCAGCCCAGGAUAAGAAACCUGCCCGGCAUGAGAAUUCAACAGAGACCCCAAAAGUCCCUCUUUGCAAGAGGGGGGUGUCUGAGAAGGAGGACAUGUCCACCGAUGGAGACAAACACAGCAAGAAGCCGUUCCAUGGAAAAUCGACUGGAGAAGAUGACCGGCAGAGGAGUGACAAUAGUGAUGUGGAGGAAGACGGAGGAGAGACAGCCAGGGAGGUGAAGCGGGGUGCCAUGGCAGAGUCUGAGAAGGCCCCAGAGGCCGGUGAGGAGAGCCUGACACCCAAGGCCUUUACCGCCCGCAAGAUCUCCCUCAGCAGCAGUAAGGCCUCCCCAGGCGCCGGGAACACAGAGGGAGAGGUGGAGUCUGGAGGUGCAGCAGGGAGGAAGAGGAGGUGGGGCUCCAGCACUGCCGUCACCGCCAAGAAACCCUCCAUCAGCAUCACUACAGACUCCCUGAAGUCUCUGAUCCCAGACAUCAGGCUAUGUCCAGGCCAGGAUGCGGUGGUGGAUCUGCACCCAGAGGAGGCUCACCUCUCUGGGGGAGAGGAUGACAACAGGGAGCUCCCUGACCAGGAGCUCAAGAUCAGACGCACCGUGACACAGGUGGUUCCCUCGGAGAGUCAUGAGAACGGCCAAAAGGAGGCUAAGAGGAGCCGGCGUGAGGACGAGGAGAGGGAGGACGGAGGGGAGCUGAAAGCCGAGCGUGAGAGAGGGAAGAGCCACGAGGAGAAGAUGAACAGUUUGUUCCCGGGCGCCAUGGAGACACAGUCCCCAUCUCCUCCCAGUCAUGACAUUGACAUGGACACAGUUACCCCUGGAGACACGCUGAUCCGUCGCUCCAUCAGCCAGCAGAAGUCUGGCGUGUCCAUCACCAUCGACGACCCUGUCCGCACAACCAGGCAGCCCUCUCCACCACGGGGCAAAGUCUCCAACAUCGUCCACGUGUCUAAUCUGGUGCGGCCGUUCACCCUGGGCCAGCUGAAGGAGCUGCUGGGCCGGACGGGCACCGUGCUGGAGGAGGGCUUCUGGAUUGACAAGAUCAAGUCCCACUGCUACAUCACCUACCUCAGCCCAGAGGAGGCCGUGGCCACGAGAGCAGCCCUCCAUGGGGUGAAAUGGCCUCAGAGCAACCCCAAGUUCCUCAAUGUAGACUUCAGCCAGCAAGAGGAGCUGGACUUCCACAGAGGCCUGUCCACAGACGAGAAGGCGGGCGAUGAGGCGGCGGCUGGGCCCGGUCGAGGCCGGCCAGCCGGGCCAGCCCCCCUCCUGCCGGAGCGAGAGCAGUGGGCGGAGCGCGAGCGUGAGAUGGAGCGCAGGGAGAGGGCCAGGGCCGAACGGGAAUGGGACAGGGACAAGGUCCGGGACUUUGGCAAGCCAGGAGAGGAGCGGGAGGGAGGCCCCAGGAGGUCCCGGUCCAGGGAGAGGAGGCGUAAGGAAAGGGGCAAGAGCAAGGAGAAGAAGACUGACAAGAAGGAGAAAGCUGCAGAAGAGCCCCCAGCCAAAAUGCUGGAUGACCUCUUCUGCAAAACCAAAGCAGCACCUUGUAUAUACUGGCUCCCCCUUACAGACGACCAGUUUGCCCAGAGGGAGGCAGCCAGAGCCGAGCGGGUAAAGGAGCGAGAGAGGAAGAGGAAAGAGAUGCAGGACGAAGAGGACAAGAAAAGGGAGGAGGAGCGUAAAGAGAGGAUGAAGGCCGGCGGUGGCACGGGCGGGGACAGAGGGGAGGGAGAGAGGGGUGACCGAGACCGGGACAGAGAGCGUGACAGAGGUAGGGAGAGGGAGGGGGACAAGCGUAGGGAAGCAGGCUACCGCAGGCCAGGGGGCAGCAGUGCAGUGGGGGGCCGGCGCUCUCGCAGUCGCAGUGACCCCCCUCCGCGAGACAGGCGGCGCUAAGUAAAAGCAGCCAGUGUGUGGAACUGUCUUAACCCCUUCCUCAUCACUGUUCCUUUGUCACUUCCUCUACUUUGUUACAAGUAAGAUGCCACCCCCCACCCCCCUCAGAGGACCAACUGAUGUAGUCUCCGUCUCCUCAACAGUCACUUUUUUAAAGCACAUACGCAUACACCCACACACAGAUAUCCAUGCCCACAUAGGGACCAUGACCUUAGCAGUGUUGGCUCCCACAGGGCCGUAUGUCUUGCUCAAAGUCCAAGUUAAUUUUUACUUAAUUUCUCUUUCCUCCAUUUGCCUUUUUUCUUGUAAUAUUUUUGUCAUCUUGGCUGAAUAGCUGUCUGACAGCCGUUGCCUAACUUCCCCUCUCUUCCCUGUGUCCUUAACAUGAAAGUGCAGAGCUUCAGUAUGUUGGCCCCCUUGCUAGUGAUUUUGCGGCUUAUUUCCGUUGGGAGCUAGUCUACUUCUGCGUGCUCUGGCAGUGACAUCUUUAGACCCAGAAACACACCCUAGCCUAUCCAGCCUAGCCUAUCCAGCCUAUGUACAUAAGUGGAUAGAAAAGGAAAAUGCUAAAAAUGAUAUGCAUUUGCAAGGCGGUGCAAACGUUCUACAUUUCGUACUGGAGGGCAAGCUGGGUGUAUAACUAUGCUGCUAUCCAGUCCUUUCAGGUCUACACAAAGACGUAGGGGGGAUUUCUAGACAAAAACCUCGUUCCAUGGUUGGAAAGACAAGUUAUGCUGUGUUCUCUAUCUCCUUUUGUCCUUGUUCGGUUGAGACUUUUUUUCUUGCAGGAGGUUGUUGAUGAGCUGUCGACCUGGCACAGGUUUCUCUGCUGCCCUGUGAUGUGUUCCUUGUCCAGCCUCAACCUCAAAUUCUGUUCUCCUUUGUCAAAGCAGUCCGGAGAAGGGGGGUGCAUAUUAUAAAAUCUCAAGUUGUUUUAAUAUUGUUUUUUAUAAUCAUUUUAGUAUGAAAGCUUACUUUGUUCUUUUUUAUUUUCAUUUAUGUUUACGCCUGUAAGUGGUGAAUGUACAAAUAAUAAAAAGUCAAGUUUGAAAAA
This is a messenger RNA of Hypomesus transpacificus, 6226 nucleotides long. RefSeq names its product apoptotic chromatin condensation inducer 1a (gene acin1a). NCBI's taxonomy places the organism in Eukaryota, Metazoa, Chordata, Actinopteri, Osmeriformes, Osmeridae. The transcript is spliced from 18 exons. Gene Ontology annotation, molecular function: RNA binding. The record is from RefSeq and is a predicted model, not a curated record. Bases 37 to 5172 code for a protein of 1711 amino acids.